AUGGCAGACCAGCGAAAGGAGCAAGACGAAACGGAGAUCACUCUCGACCAUGAGGAGAAUGUGCAACAGGAACAGCCAGCGGAGGCACUCUGGAGGGAGGUUUUAAAGCAUUGGAGAGUUCUUUUAUGGUGCCUUCUCAUAUUCCUCCUGCCCAUGAACUUUGGUUACGAGAAUGCCAUCGUCGGUAAUCUCCUGGCUAUGCCCCAGUUCCUCGUACGAUUCGGACACCAGGUCAAUGGAACUUGGGUUCUGAGCGCUCGGGAUCAGCAGAUUCUCAAUGGUGCAUUGUCUGUUGGGGUGUUCUGUGCUGCAAUCAUCACAGGCUUCCUGUCCGAUGCCUAUGGUCGGAAAAAGGCCAUCAUGAUUGGCAGUAUUAUCUGUUGUGCUGGUGUUAUGGUCCAAUACUAUGCUACAAGCAUCUUGAUGCUUUUUGGUGGGAAAGUUGUCGCAACCCUGGGGUUUGGGAUUGGUCAUUCUGUAGCACCAGUCUUUGUAUCAGAGCUGGCACCGAGCUCAUUGAGAGGAAUCUGCCUUGCGCUCAUUGUGAGUAUUGUCUUCUUAGCGGCAAGAACAAUUCUCCCCGAGUCGCCAACCUGGUUCCUCAUAAAGGACCGUCAUGACGAAGCCCGAAAGGCGUUUCAACGAUUUAACGGUCCGCACUUCGACAGCGGACCCGCCCUUAAUCACACUUUGGCAGCCAUUGUGGUCGAGAAGGAGAAUACAAGUGGUAAUCACUCUUGGAUCGAGCGCUUCCAGCAGCCCAAUCUACGAAGGACGACAAUUGUUGUCAUGACCUACCUGGCCCAGCAGCUGAUUGGAGUUAACUUCAUUGCUGGUUAUCUCGCCUACUACUAUGCGCUGGCGGGAGUGAAUCACCCUGUUGCCAUUGCUCAGCAAUCAUAUACAAUCCAGGUCUUUGGCAAUAUGUGCUCAUGGCCCCUGAUUGAGCGUGUUGGCCGGCGCCGACUCAUCGUGGGCGGCUGCAUCAUGAUGACAACCAUGUUGCCCGUCAUCGGUGGCAUAAACAUCCUGAAUACUCCCACAGCACUCAAAGUCACCGUGGCACUCAUGACUGUUUGGGGCUUCCUGUACCAAGCGACUCUGGGAGCAUGUGCAUACGCUAUUGGAGGUGAAAUCCCAAGCCCUGCUGUGCGCCAGAAGACCUACGCCCUCAACAUGGUGGCCACGACAAUAUCAUCCACGGUGGUGUACCAACUCAUGCCGAUCCUGAUUAACUCAGACAAAGCUAACCUGGGUGGGAAAAUUGCGUUUGUUUUCUUUGCUCCCUCUGUUCCCAUGUGCUUCUAUCUGUUUUUCUGUCUACCAGAGACUAGGGGCCGCAGCUUUGACGAGCUGGAGGAGAUGUUUCAAGCCCGUGUUCCAUCUCGCAAGUUCAAAUCAUAUCAGACCUCGCUCACUCCGGCUGCGGUAUUAGAAGGCAAAUUCGAGGGCGAUAUCGGCACUGCGUGA
This is a messenger RNA of Aspergillus thermomutatus, 1470 nucleotides long. RefSeq lists its product as uncharacterized. Lineage: Eukaryota; Fungi; Ascomycota; Eurotiomycetes; Eurotiales; Aspergillaceae. The transcript has 5 exons. Gene Ontology annotation, cellular component: membrane. Gene Ontology annotation, molecular function: carbohydrate:proton symporter activity. The record is from RefSeq and is a predicted model, not a curated record. Bases 1 to 1470 code for a protein of 489 amino acids. Gene Ontology annotation, biological process: transmembrane transport; carbohydrate transport.